CGCCUACGACCUCGUGAACUGGCUGCUGCACAUGUCGUUCGUCGAUUCCGGAAAGCUCGGGUUUUACGCGGGCGGUCUGCUCACCACCGCCGCGUUUUACGGACUGGGCGCAUUCUGGCGUCGCCAUUCGUCCAUCACUCCCAGCGCCCUCGUCAAGGUGCUGAACAGCCAACUGCAAAAGAAUCCCCGCGUCAUUGAGAAACUGGGAGCGGAUCUGCGGCCGGCAAAGUUCACCGCCUACGCGUACUCUGGUGGCCUUCGCUACGGCAAGGACGUCGAGGGAUGGUUCCCCGUGGCCUAUUCGACGCCAGUGCUCGAGCUCAUGUACCAGUUGAAUGGAAACAAGUCCUCGGCAAUGGUCAGCACAAAGGUCAGCAAAAAGAACGGCCAGCUCGUCUACCAUUCGCUUGCGCUGGACACGAAUCUCGGCGAAACCCUCCUGAUCUACGGCACCCAAGCGGAUGUCGUGUACAAGGGCAUUGUUCGUCUUCGCUGAUUCUGCCACGUGGUUUUUUCUCUCUCUUUGUUGUCUUUAAAACGAAAAAGCUCGAAACAACAACCAAAAAUUCAGGC
This is a messenger RNA of Capsaspora owczarzaki ATCC 30864, 573 nucleotides long. RefSeq lists its product as hypothetical. The coding region runs from base 32 to 496 and encodes 154 amino acids. The record is from RefSeq and is a predicted model, not a curated record. Lineage: Eukaryota; Filasterea; Ministeriida; Capsasporidae. The transcript has a single exon.